Molecule: messenger RNA, 2411 nt
Organism: Biomphalaria glabrata
Lineage: Eukaryota; Metazoa; Mollusca; Gastropoda; Planorbidae
Exons: 6
Coding region: 213-1955 (580 amino acids)
Source: RefSeq, a predicted model, not a curated record
CUAGAGCAUAAAUCUAGAUCUAUGCUCCAACACUUGUUUUUGUUGUUUCUCAGCUUUCUGUAGAUCUAGAUCUACUUCUACUCUGUUAUAGAUGAUGAUAAGAUCUGGAUCAUAGGAAUCUUCCUGAGGGAUGUAUUGAUGAAUACCUGGAUUUUUUUUUGUGGUAAUGGUGGUUCUCCAGAUUUCUUGGAUUCAAAGAUUAGCAUGAUAAAAUGUGCAAUGAUAAAAUGCUUCAGCAGAUGAGAAAAGUCAAAGUUGUUAUCAUCAGAAAUAAUUUUCAAGAAAAUCUGAAAUCAGUGUGUGCUGUCACUACUUUCUCCUUUCAUUUUGUUAAAAAAGAAAACUUACAGAUUCAAAUUAUCAGCAAAAGAAAGAAAUCAACAAAAACAGAUCUGAACAUAAUGGCCAGCACUUCUGAAAAAUCAAGUGUCCUAGAUAGAGGCAUUAAACCACUAAAUUCUAAAAACUCCAAAAACUUUGAGUGUGACAACAACCCAAGAAUUUUUGGUAAAAUCUAUCCCAGCAAACUUUUAAGUGUAUUAAUACAUAGAACAGUCCUUAACUUAAAAGAAAACUUAAUUUUACCACAAGAGGAAAAUUCUGUUCAGAAAAGGCAAUGUGAUUCUAGUUUAGUUAAAAAAAAUGUGAUUCAUCAGAGUACACUAUCUCAAAAGCAACAUUUUCAUCUUAAGUUUUUAAUGAAAUAUCAACAUCCUCCGGAUAAAGAAGCUUUGAAGCUCUUGGGCGAGUUCCCUAACCCUGUGAAGCUUUUCAUUGAUGUUGUAAAGCCAUUGGUGGAAGGUGAUCCCACUCUGCAACCAUCUCUCAUUGUAACGAGCUGCUUGAAAAGUACAUAUUGGAAGGCUCAGUUGAUUUUCAAUUUUGAAAACAAAAUUACUGUGACAGGCAUUCAUCAUUCUAAAACUCAGGCUAUAAAGAGAGCAUUUUUACUCAUGUGUUCAUGGUUGAAGGAAAUAGGAUUGAUUUAUAAAACUGAUACAAACCAGUGGUGUCCAGUGUCCUGCAGCAAAGUCGUGCUCAUGCUGGAAACAUUAUCAGAAUAUGGAUCUGCGUGCUUAGGGAAGUCUAAAGGCCAUGGUUUCAAGAUAAUACUGGAACAAAUCAAAACAAAAGGAGAGAACACUGAAUCAUUUCAAAGUGCUGACAUUAACUUCAGUCAAGAGACAGACUGCAAUGUUGUUUCUGAAGAUUCUAAAUCUUUAAGAAAACCAUUUUGUGCUAGUUUUUCAGAUCAUUCAUCAGGAUUAAUUUUAAGUCGUGAUAUUUGCAACUUUCUGCAAUGUAUUGAUGAGGAUAGAAAUGAAAAAAGUGACUUUCUAAUUGAAGUAGUGAAGAGUUUACUUAAAGCAGAUAGGACAUAUUGGGCACAAGGCACUGAUUGUAAAUUGCAAAAUAGAGCAUUCUGGACUUGUUCAGUGCAUGUAGGCUGGCCUUUUCCAUUUACUGUUGUAGCUUCAGCCUUGUCUUUGCCUACUUCCCAGUUAAUGGGCUAUAUGUUGACUUGUAUGAAACUCAAGAAAAUGCGACUACUGACACCAGACAACCAUGGUGUAAAUAAGGAAGGCAUUGGAGGCUUAGUGAUCAGAGACACACAGAUGCAAUGGAUUUUGCAAACCUCCAACGUCCAGAACCAAGAUGUGAUGACAAAGUUCAAUGCUGAUAUUACCUUGUAUUGUGAUGCAUCUAGAAAUGGCUUUGGUGCGUACUUGAUCAGAGGCAGUGGCAAACAUGUGAACUGGUUAAGUGAAAAAUGGUUUCACUAUUCAACAGAGAAGAACUAUGAAAUGCCAGAGUGUUCCCUUGCAUUAUCUACAACACUAGGAGAACUGUACUGUGUGGUGGUAGCCAUUUGUUCAUGGAAAAGGAAGUUGAGAGGAAGAAGGAUAUUGUGUUAUUGUGACAAUAAGCUGCCUUUUGAUUUUUUACUCCCAUGAGACUGUUAAAGUUAUGAUAGAUAUGCCAACUAUUGACAUUUAGCUUCAACAAAUGCAACAUACUUUUAUUUCUUUAUUAUUAUUUUUUAUUUCAGACUGUUGUUUGUUUUGUUAAUACUCUAGCCACUAAUCUGACUGUGGUCCCUGAGUAUACAUCAUCAUCCUCAUCAUUUGAUCAACUUGUUCAAAUUUUACAACAGACAUGCAUCAAUCAUAACAUUAAAUUACAAAUGAGCUGGAUUAAUAGGGAAGACAACUGGCUAGCUGAUAAAUUGUCCCGUCAAGACUUUGAGUCAUUUCUUGCUCAUGUUCCACAGGCUGCUCCAAACAAGUCCAAAAGUAUUAAGAUCCAAAUCAAAGAUCAAAUUUUGUUGUGGGAAGCUAAAGAUCAAUACAAUUCAUGAGGUGUUUAUUACAAGAAUUAUUCAUACAAAAUUAAAAUUGUCAAAUUUUUCA